Mercurialis annua (annual mercury) is the source of this 659-nucleotide messenger RNA. Its product is annotated as CASP-like protein 2D1. The record is from RefSeq and is a predicted model, not a curated record. Lineage: Eukaryota; Viridiplantae; Streptophyta; Magnoliopsida; Malpighiales; Euphorbiaceae. The transcript is spliced from 3 exons. The coding region runs from base 47 to 562 and encodes 171 amino acids.
CUAUACAUUAAAACACAACUUUUUUUUUUCCAUCUCCAUCUUAAAAAUGGCUCCAUUGCUGAAGCUCAUAGAUUCUUCUCUUAGAAUUUGUGUCAUCCCUCUCAGUGUUGCAACUAUUUGGCUGACUGUCACUAAUCAUCAAGAUAACAGCAGCUAUGGAAAUCUUAAGUACUCUAAUCUUUUAGGACUCAGGUACAUGAUUUGCACAAGUGCCCUUUGUGGUGCUUAUGCUUUUGUUGCUGCUGCUUCUACUUGGAUUAAAUGCUUGGUUAAUAAAGUUUGGGUCUUCUUUUUCUCUGAUCAGAUUAUAACAUAUUUGAUGGUAACAUCUGUGGCUGCUGUGUACGAGAUAAUAUACUUAGCUUAUAAUGGAGAUCAGAGAGUGACGUGGAGUGAAGCUUGCAGUUCAUAUGGAAAAUUUUGCGAGAGAAUGAAGAUUGCAUUGGUUUUGCAUGCCUUGUCUCUUUGUUUCUUUGCAAUUUUAGCCAUUAUUUCUGCUUAUAGAGCUUUUACCGUAUUUCAGCCUCCUUUUUCUUCUAAACAAGGACACGUGUCCACUUAAAUUCUCACUUUUUGUGCUUUAGUAUUAUUGUAAUACACACUUCUUUAUGUAAACACACAGUUUUUGUAAUAUUAUGUGGAGUGAAGCUUGCAGUUCA